Messenger RNA from Colletotrichum acutatum, 3978 nucleotides. RefSeq lists its product as uncharacterized. The transcript has 2 exons. Bases 1 to 3978 code for a protein of 1325 amino acids. NCBI's taxonomy places the organism in Eukaryota, Fungi, Ascomycota, Sordariomycetes, Glomerellales, Glomerellaceae. The record is from RefSeq and is a predicted model, not a curated record.
AUGGGUUGGAUGAAGCAGGCGGCCGUUUUGGCCACUGUCGCCUUUGCGGCAGUCGCUCAUGGACAGGCUGCUGCCAACGGCAACUGUUAUCCCGCGGAUACAUUCGCCAAUACCUAUGAACUCGUUGAUGCGAGCAUGACGCAGGAGCUCUGUGACAGCCAUUGUAAGGCCGUCACGGGUGCUACGAUCUCGAAGUUCGCACUCUUUGGCGGUACUACUUGCCGCUGUGGUGACACCAUCGGCAAUGCUGCAGUCGCCAACAACCUUUGCGCCACGUCUUGCGGCGGUGCUAGCAGUGAGAACUGUGGUGGUACUACAACUACCAGAAACCAAAUUAUCUUCAUGCUCAGCGCUGGUACUACUACCACUUCGACGACCUCAACCACCUCUUCCUCUUCCAGCUCUUCUUCCUCUUCCACCAGCCUGACCACCACCACCACUACCACCACCACUUCGUCUUCUUCCUCGUCAUCUUCCUCCUCUUCGUCUUCGUCUUCAUCGACGCUCUCGACGACGACGACGACUACCACUACUUCUAGCCCCACAUCGACUUCUACGACUUCGACGUCAUCUUCUAGCAGUGGCACGACCACGACUACGUCGUCAAGCAGCUCCAGCAGCACUGCGACCACCACUAGCCCGACGUCGACUUCCUCUUCGUCCUCUAGCAGCUCCAGCAGUAGCACCUCCAGCCACUCGACCACCACAAGCAGCACGACCACUACUAGCCCUACGUCGUCUUCUUCGUCCUCUGGCAGCUCCAGCAGCUCCAGCAGUUUGUCGACUACGACUACCUCGCCCACGAGCAGCGGAAGCACCACCUCCACUGGCUCAUUUGCUUCUUCAAACUCGACCAGCUCAAGCACCACUGCCGGAACUUCCUCCUCGACUGGGUCCAGCUCCGCUUCUAGUACGCUAAGCACCAGCGGCUCUUCCAGCAGCUUGACGUCGUCCUUGUCGACCUCUGCUGCCGGCACCUCAAGCUCCGCUUCUACCACUGCUGCUGGUUCUAGCACAUCGACCACUGCUGCCUCCAGCUCUUCGUCUUCUGUUGGUGCUUCCAGCUCGUCGUCUUCCGUUGCUGCUUCCAGCUCGUCGUCUUCCGUUGCUGCUUCCAGCUCGUCAUCUUCCGUCGCUGCUUCCAGCUCGUCGUCUUCCGUCGCUGCUGCCAGCUCAUCCUCCUCGGUUGCUUCUGUCGCCAGCUCUUCGUCUUCCGUCGCUGCUGCUAGCUCGUCGUCCUCCGCUGCCGCUGCUAGCUCUUCAUCUGCCGCUGCUAGCUCUUCAUCUGCUGCUGCCAGCUCCUCUUCUGCCGCUGCUGCCAGCUCUUCUGCUGCUCCUGCUAGCUCUUCAUCUGCUGCGGCUGCCAGCUCUUCAUCCGCUGCCGCCGCCAGCUCCUCUUCUGCUGCCGCCGCCAGCUCUUCGGCAGCCGCUCCCUCCUCGACUGCUGCUCCUUCCUCGUCGGAUGCUCCUGCUUCAUCAGCUGCUCCGACCACAUCUGCGGCCGAACCUGGCCAGUCUUCUAUCGCUGUCCUCAACCCCGAUCCGGUGCCUUUCUCGAAGGCCCUUGAGAUCCAGCCCGGCGAAGCUGUUGUCGUUGAUAUUCCCAACACAAGUGGCAACGCUGAGAGGUUUGUUGUCCAGUCACAGGGAUGCAGAGGUGUUCCCGCUGGAGAGUCGCCUUUCGAGAACACUGUCAAUCCUCCCGAUGCCUCUACUGCCCCUGCUUGCGCGGUUGCUUGCGCUUCCCAGUCUCUGCCCUUUACUACCGUCAUUAGAGGCCAAUGCUUCUGCGGUUCAGUUCUCAGGACUUUGCCUCUCAUCCCUGCUGAUCAAUGCGCUGCCGCUGCGAGCAGCCGCCGUCGCAGCGCCCUCAGACGCCAGGCUGGUACUGUUGAUCCCGCUACGAUUCUCAGCGUGACUCCUGCCAGCCAGGUUGCCCUUGCUGCUGCCUCGACGACUUUGAGCUCAUCCAGCGUUCCUUCUGCCGUGGUCAACACCGACACGAACAUUCAGUUCGUCCCUACCAACACUGGAACUUCCGUCGCCAGUGCCAGCUCCACCGCCUCUUCUGGAACUUCCACUGGUACUGUCUCCGGUACGACCUCUGGAACGGUCUCUGCCUCCAACUCUGCGUCCAACUCAGUCUCCAACUCAGUCUCCAACUCAGCCUCAAGCUCUGUCACCAGUGCAGCCGCGGCUUCUGCGACUGACUUCAUCCUUGCCAUUGUCGGCGGAAGAGCUCCUACCAGCUCCAGCAGCUCCUCAAGCUCUUCCAGCACAGCUGCCUCGUCUUCAAGCUCUUCUACCGGCAGCAGCAGUUCUACUGGCUCAAGCUCUUCUCGUACUUCCAGCAGCAGCUCCUCUGGCAGCUCUUCCUCGGGUAGCACCUCUUCCGGAUCUACCUCCACUGGCUCCAGCUCCAGCUCUUCUGGAUCAACCACCUCUGCUAGCACUACGGAUACUUCUACCAGCUUGUCCAUUACCAGCUCUGCUUCCACCAGCAGCUCCACUAGCGCACCGUUCUCGAACUCCACCACUGCUCUUACCAUGAGGAAGCGUGGCCCUAUCAUGGCGCACCUCAUGAACCGCCAGAGCGGCGCAACCACCUACGUCGGUACCACUGGACAGACCAACCCUACCAACUGCAACCAGGCUGCUGUAUUCAGAAUCGGCGCUUCUGGCACCAUUACUGUUGAUGGUGUUGCCCUCGGUGUUAACCCCAACACUCCUUUCAUUGCUCUGCGCGCUGGCAGCACUGGAUCGAUCACCGCCACCUUCACCAACAACAACGGUGUCUUCACAUGGUCCAACGCAGCCUUCUCUGGAGGACAGGCCGGUUUUUGCCAGGACAACAGCGGUCAAGUUUACGCUACCUUCGGAACUACCGUCCCGCCUAACUGUACCCCGGUCACCCUGAGCGCCACUCCUCGUUCUUCCUGCACGGCCAGCGGCAGCACUACCAGCCUUCCCGCUUCCACCGCCGCUACCAACUCUGCCACCACCACUCCCGGCGCUGUUUCGACUACUUCUACUGCCAACCCCGGAUCGACGGCUACCUCCAGCCUCGCCACCACCCGCUCUGGAAGUGGCACCACUACCGCUCCCACCGCUGGAUCUACCUUUGUCAGCGGUGGCUCGACCUUCGUCACCGGCGGUUCCACUGUUGUCUCUGGUGGCUCUACCAUCGUCUCGGGCAGCUCCACGUUCGUUUCCGGCGGCUCUACCUUCGUUACCGGAGGUUCUACCGUUGUCACUGGUGGAUCUACCAUCGUCAGCCCUACCACUGGUCCUGCCGGCGGCUCGACAACCGACAGCACCGCUGCUGCAGCCACCUCCAGCAUUGCUCCCAACCCUGUCGCUGUUGAUGGCUUCUCUCUUCUGGGAUGCUUCGCCUCGUCCAGCAACUUCCCCUCGUUUGUUCUGGCCUUGUCUGACCCGUUGUUGACCCUCGAGAAGUGUACCGCUGCCUGCCCCGCCAGCUCCAGACUGGCUGGCUUGUUUGGCAACGACUGCUACUGUGGUGACAUCAUCGACAACACUCUCACCAUCCUCGUUCCCGAGGCCCAGUGCAACACUGUCUGCCCUGGUAACCCUGCCCAGCGCUGCGGUGGUCGCGCCUCUUCCGUGCGUCUGGCCCGUCGCCAGAUCCCGACUGAUGUCCGUCUCACCGUCUACGUCCGUCUCGACGUCUCCCCGCCGGUUGUCUCCACCGUCACCAGCAUCAGCGUUAGCACUGGCGCCGGUACUACCGCAUCCGUCACCGUCGUCAACACCAUCACCGAGCCUGGCACCACCAUCACUGGUGCGCCGGUCCCCACCAGCACUGGCCCCAACAUUGCAGGCACUCUCACUCUGCCUCCCGGUCUGUACACGGCUGGUGCUCCUCUGCCUGGUGGCGAAGUUUGCUACGUCGUUACCCGAUCCUGGUUCAUUGGACAGACGUCGCUGCUCCCUGCCUUGCCCACGGCUACCGUCUGA